Cornus florida is the source of this 2833-nucleotide messenger RNA. RefSeq lists its product as uncharacterized. Lineage: Eukaryota; Viridiplantae; Streptophyta; Magnoliopsida; Cornales; Cornaceae. Bases 1113 to 2099 code for a protein of 328 amino acids. The transcript is spliced from 4 exons. The record is from RefSeq and is a predicted model, not a curated record.
CCUCCAUUUCGAUCGAUCGAAGCUCAUCUCAAUCGAUCGAAAUCCAUUUGGAUCGAUAGAAAUAAGUGGUCGAUCGAUCGAAGACCCCUUUGAUCGAUCGAAAUUAUGUCUUUUGAACUUCCGGAACUGGCUUUAGCCAUUGGCCUUCCUACCCCAACCCUAAUUUUUUAUUAUUUUUCUCUCUCCUCCCUUCUUUUUUCUUUUCUUUUCUUUCUCUUCUUCUUUUCUUUUCUUUUAUUUCUCUCUCUACCUCCCUCUCAACUUUCGGUGUUUUUUUUCUCUCUCUCUCCUCACAAAAUCUCUUCUCUUUCUCUCAAUCUCUCAAGACUUCUUAAGCUUCCAACUCCGGUGAACCCACUCCAUCCACCAUCUCUACCUUCUUUCCCUUCCUCAUUCCGGCAAAACAAGACGCCGUCAAGCUCCAUUAAUUCCGGCGAAGAGUUUUGGCCCAAGGGCCAAGCCGUCAUCUCUCUUCACUCUACCUGUCUCGGGUUCCCUCGUUUUAGUCGUCUCCGGCUGAUUCCGGCCAAUGAGACUCCGAUCUCCAUCUCCGGCGAGUCCUACACUUUCUGGCGAGCUUCCGGUCACGGUGAGGCCGGAAAUCCUCCAUUUCACUCCGAACCUCUUCAUUUCAAUCCUCUCUUCCUUCUCUUGGUUCGGAUACAGCGUAGACAAAAGACACUUGCUAGAAAAAGAGUACACAGAGCUCCACAGCAUCCUCCAUCUCCAGAGGCAGAGUCUUCUUUGUUUUCAUCUUUUGCUACUACAGCAUCUACAGUAGUCCAUACAGAGCCAUCACUUAUGGAGGCCUAGGGUCCUAUUAUCUGAGCAGUACCUUUUUUCUCUUACUCUUGUAGGAAACUGGAGCCCGAGUAUAGAUUUGACCGUAAUCUAUUUUUUGAGUUGGAGCAGACCAAGUGGUCUUAUGAUGAGCUCACUCGCAGGGGCAUUGAUGCCAUUAUGACACCAGCAGGCACUAUAGCCAAUCCCCAGGUGCAUUGAGCUAAAAGGCGAGCAAAGGAGCUAAGCAAAGCAAGGAAAAUGCUAAAAUCUAAAAAAUUUUGCAAAGCUAAAACUGGAAAAUGAAUUGAAGUGCUAAAGGACCCUUUGCCAUGACUCGAUACAAGACUAUUGCCAAGCGGCAACAUGGCCAACAGAGGAGAGUCAGGCAGAGGACAGAGGAUCCAAGAGAGCCCUCUCACAUUCAGGAGGAGCCAGUAGAGCUUACUCCACCUCAGUCUCCAUCUUCUGACAGCAGAUUGCACUCCUCUGCUUGUGCAUCAUCUUCUCCUCAGGCUGAUCCUGAGUACAUACCAUCUCUAUCACCACCACCAGCUCAGCCAGCCCAGCACUUAGACCGGCCAUUGCCGAGAUACUCACGCCUUUCAGUGGCGUAUGAGUCAAUUUUUGAUAUAGACUUCUUCUCCCGGUAUAGUCUGACCUGGCAUGCAUGCGAUGACAUUGACCGCAGGGGCAUUUUAGCCAUUCUAGCCACUAUUACAUACCCGGUUUACCCGAGGCUUGUUUGGAUGUUCUUCCAGAACCUUCGACCGACCCUGAGUAAUCUGGCGGAGCUGCGCACUACCGUGGAUGGCCAUCCUAUCAGUAUCAUUGUGGACACUUUAUCCAGAUCUUGCCGAUGUCCACAUCUCUGCCCUCCAGAUCUCCAGGAUACCUAUCCUACUCUAUGGAGGCCAUCAUAUGCAUUUAUGGCCGAGGCACUUACAGGCCUUUAUAGUGAGGGCGACACAUUUGCUACUUACACUUAUCUCCCUAAUGACCUAUGGUUCUUUGAUUCGGUGUUGUACCGAAAUGUAUUUAUGGUCGGCCACAAGAUACAGAGGCGUGGCGAUUUUCUGACAGCUCUUUAUGCAUUCUACACAGGGUGCUGGCUUUCCAUUCCAGCACUGAUAUGGAGCGUCAUGAUGAAGCUCUAUACAGACCAUAUCAGCAAGGCCAAGCCCAAACGGGCUAAGUUUCUUCCAUUUGGCCAUCUCAUUACACAGAUUUUGCGAGACCAGUGCUAUCCCUUCCAGCCACGGGAGCGUCCUGAGACUGGGUCCUGUUCAUUCACGAAGCAAGAUUGGAAUAAGACCUAAACUGCUCUUAUCAAGAGUCUACAGGAGGAUGCUACAGAGGCAGCUGAGGAGCUUGAGGAGGCGGAGAUAGCAACAACAACAACAGAGGCAGACGCACCAGUAGCAGUGGACGAUCCAGUAGUCGAUCCAACUGCCAUAUAUCUAGAUAUUGAUUUAGAGUGAGAGCUGACAGUAGAGGAUCUUCCACAUUACUCUCCGGCAGGGUCGCCCAUUCAUGAUGAGGAGCAGGCUCAGGAUCAUCAUUCUCCCGAUCCAGUAGUACCUGAGGCUCCAGCACAAACACCCAGCUUUGGAGAGCAUCUUCAGGCUUUAGAGGAUGGCAUGGUUUCCAUCCGGGCUGACAUUGCUUCACUCCGUACAGAUGUCAUAGCCGCAUUGCGAGACCUAUCCAGAGACAUCCACAGAGCACGCCCUACCUGUCUUUCCUCCUCCACUUGAUCUUUCCAUUCUUCUUAUUCCUUUUAUAUAUAGGUGAUAUCUACAUACUUUUGAUACUGUUAUAGUAUUUUUGCAGCCAGUCUGUUGGCCUUGAUACUGGAUGUACAUUUAUGUUAUUCAUUUUCUUUAUGCCUAAUUCUGUUUUGUUUUGGAUGUCAUGUUGUAUAUUGAUAUAUCUGUUUGACUCCAUCUAUCAGGUGCAUCCCAGUGACUCCAGUGAGUGAGUGCUGCCUAAAUUUAUUAAGACCACCCUUAUACCUCUUUCUCUAUUUUCAGUUACUAUCCCAUUUACACUU